Ictalurus punctatus (channel catfish) is the source of this 1731-nucleotide messenger RNA. RefSeq names its product C-type lectin domain family 4 member E. The record is from RefSeq and is a predicted model, not a curated record. Lineage: Eukaryota; Metazoa; Chordata; Actinopteri; Siluriformes; Ictaluridae. The transcript has 10 exons. Bases 203 to 1153 code for a protein of 316 amino acids.
AACUUAAAUAUCAGCAGGCACACGCAACAGUUCCUUUCUAUCAUUUUAAGACCUUAGUGAGUUCACUUUAACCCUGAGACACUGAUAAGUGCAUUAUUUAAUUUAACUUUUUAGCUGUUGGCUAAAUCUUUUCUCACCACUUGGGCUUACUACUAUGAACACAGGUUAAGACUCUAAUGAAAAGUAGUAGUGAGGUAAGGAAAUGGACACUUAUGAAAAUUGUGACUUCUCCAAAAGGAAUAACAGUGAAAACCGUAAUUCUCCAACAGACGAAGAAACAGAGGAUGAUUACGAGAAUACGCAGCAAUGGCGUCCAAAGCCCAAACAAUGCACCGCUUCAUCAGUCAGAUUUGACUACAAGAUCAUUAUACUUGUUCUUGGUCUUCUCCUAAUGCUUGGUGCUUUAACGUCACUCUGUGCUAUAGGGAUCUUGUAUCACAGAAAAGUUGUUUCCAGUGAGAAACUAAGUGAGAAGUAUAAGAAUGCCACAGCCACACUGAUGGUGCUAGAAGACAAAGCCAAUGAAAAAGAGAGAAUGUAUGAAAUGCAGAAGGUGAAGCAUCAGGAGCUCGUCUCUACCUGCAAUGAGACAGAAAGACCGUAUAAAGAACUGAAGGUGAAGCAUCAUGAGCUCGUCUCUGCCUGUAAUGAGACAGAACAACUGUAUGAAAUGAUGAAGAUGAAGUAUCAGCAAGUUCAUGAACGUCUCUCUGCAUGUAAUGGUAAUCAGAACUGUAAACCUUGUGAGGAAGGAUGGAAAUCUCUUGGUUUAAAGUGUUAUCACUUCUCCACUGAGAAACUGAACUGGAUGCAGAGUCGAGAUUACUGUGUGGAGAAAGGAGGCCACCUGGUGAUUAUAACCAGCCAAACUGAACAGGAUUUUGUAUCUUCACAAAUUGGAGAAACACACUGGAUUGGCCUGAAUGACUUGGAGACUGAGGGAAAGUGGAUGUGGGUGAACAACCAGCCCUUAAAGGAGACGGAUGUAAUGUUCUGGUAUAGCGCUCCAGGAGAACAAAGUGAGCCUGAUAACUGGAAAAGAGAGGACCCUUCUGGAGAGAACUGUGCUGCUCUGGGGGAUGCACGUGGUAACAUACAUAAAUGGUUUGAUGCGUCUUGUAAAAAGAUAAAAAAGUGUAUCUGUGAAAAGUGAAAUGCUUCUUAUUUGCAUUUGUGCCUGAAAAUAUUUGUGUUUUCGAGAAAGUAGGAUAAUUUUAGCUUGAUGAGUCUGAACAUUUGAUAUUGUAAAGCAGCUAACAUUAAAUUUACCUGUAGUGUGAUUAUUAAACAUGUUCACAUUCAGCUUUAAAUCUAAAUACAAGAUAGUUGUGCACUUUUUUUGACAGAAGAACCGUCUGCAUCUUUUACAGAAUCCAUUACGUUUCAUUUUCUUCCACGUUGUAAAAUAUCAUUGUAUUUUUAGCUUGUCUUAACCUCUAGAUCAUUAGAAGAUGGUGUGAGAUCAUGUCUGUAGUUUUUCUCCUGCUGUCUUGUGGAAGUCUCUCAAAUUGUGCAGAAGGGAUGAACAGUAACUUUCUUUCAAAAGUUAUUCUCUCAGUUGGAAACCUCCAGAGCGUAAUAACAGAGCAGCAGAUUUUUCCUUUAAUUUUACACCCAUCUCUACACAGUAUACUUAUGAAUGAGCUGUGUCUAUUCUAACUAGAUGUCAUGUUAAAAUACUUUGAAUAGCAUUAAGGAAAAUUUAAUAAUUAAUAAAAGUGUGUGAAAAUA